UGCUAUUUUCCCACCAUUCGGCAAAUAUGCAGCUCGAGCACGAACACCCAAUAGCCCAAGCCCACGACGCAAGGCCUGGGUCAUCUUGUCAGGCCCACUCAAGACACUCUGACGAAAGGAUGCAGCCCAUUUCCACUCUCAUCCAACCGAGCACGACUCAACAUUGUUUACUCUCAAAUGACCCUUAUAUCAAUCUCCCAGUCAUGGGCAUUGGCAUGACUGGGGUCAUUCAUGAAGUAGGGCAAGACCGGGUGGUCAAGAAGGCUAAGCGCCAUCACCCGGGGCCGACCCGCGACCCCGAGGAUACCGAAUACCUCAACGAGAUCAACCGGGAAACCUUGAAAAAUGAGAUCGACGUCUUCGAACGCCUGGGGCGUCACCAAGGCAUAAUCCCGUGCUACCGAACCUCCCACUAUGGCAUCGAGCUGGCCCGAGCGCAAGAGGAUCUCGAGUCCCAUCUCAACGAGUAUCCUGAGCGGGAGGAUGCCUUGAAGCUAAGGUGGAUUGCAAGCUUGAUCGAGUCUUUCGCAUGUAUACACUCCUGCAAAGUGUUCGUGGAUGACAUUGCUCUCCGCAAUAUCUUGGUUCUGAACGAGGAGCUCAAAGUAGCCGACUUUGGACAGUCAAUCCUGUUACCCCGCGACGCUGGUAUGGGUUCGAUCACGGAAAAUGAUCUGUAUGCCAAGAUCGAGAUCCUCCAUCUGGGUUCGGUUAUCUACUCCAUCGCAGCCUGGCAGGCUCAUAAAUACUUUUUCUUCAAUCCCGAGAACCCAGACCUGUGUUGGCCUGCCUCCUUUCCAGAUGUCGAGGGUGUGCUAUGUGGAUCGAUCAUUGCGAAGUGUUGGCAGGGAAAGUAUUCAAGUAUAGACCAGCUGAAGGACGAGGCUCACCUUUUGCUAGCGGGUUAUUGAAUGCUCUUGCCCCUCAAUGUCCGGACGGGAUUCUCUCAUUGUUAAACGCAGCCAUUAUGUUUCGUCCAUGACUUUGAUCGAGAGAUCGGCAGUAGUAUCGCCCAAAUAUCUCUUGUCGCAGCUCUUCGGGUUGAACCUCAACUGCAGAUUGGGCUAGAGUCACACUGGAGCGUGCCAACCGGGCUCGAAUCUUGAGCAUGAUGCAGCCGGCAGCGCGUAUCAUUUUGAUAGGGCUACCUGUUCACUCGACCUCGCUUUCAUACACG
Messenger RNA from Aspergillus aculeatinus CBS 121060, 1177 nucleotides. RefSeq lists its product as uncharacterized. The transcript has a single exon. NCBI's taxonomy places the organism in Eukaryota, Fungi, Ascomycota, Eurotiomycetes, Eurotiales, Aspergillaceae. Gene Ontology annotation, biological process: protein phosphorylation. Gene Ontology annotation, molecular function: ATP binding; protein kinase activity. The record is from RefSeq and is a predicted model, not a curated record. The coding region runs from base 27 to 911 and encodes 294 amino acids.